Messenger RNA from Fulmarus glacialis (Northern fulmar), 1584 nucleotides. RefSeq names its product cytoplasmic tyrosine-protein kinase BMX-like. Gene Ontology annotation, biological process: adaptive immune response; B cell receptor signaling pathway; intracellular signal transduction. Gene Ontology annotation, molecular function: ATP binding; protein binding; non-membrane spanning protein tyrosine kinase activity. Lineage: Eukaryota; Metazoa; Chordata; Aves; Procellariiformes; Procellariidae. The transcript is spliced from 15 exons. The record is from RefSeq and is a predicted model, not a curated record.
AUGGAAAAUAAAACAAUUCUAGAAGAACUUCUUUUAAAGAAAUCACAACAGAAGAAAAAAAUAUCAUCAAUUAAUUACAAGAAAAGGUUGUUUGUUAUGAUGAAAGCAAACCUUUAUUAUUAUGAAUACGACAAAGGGAAAAAAGGAAGCAAAAGGGGGUCAAUUGAGAUUGAGAAAAUCCGAUGUGUUGAGACAGUGAAUCUUGAGGAAUCAACACCUCCUGCAAGACGAUGUCCUUUUCAGGUUAGCCAUGAAAUCUGUUUCAUUUACAUUUCAUGUGAAAUAUGCCAGUCAUCCUAAGAAAAAUACCUCUCAAAGGAAAUUAAAGACAAUUUUGAUUUACUAAACAAGUACCAUAAAGGAUUCUUCAUCAACGGGAAAUUUCUCUGUUGCAAUCAGACCUGUAAAGCAGCCUCUGAAUGUACGAUUUGGGAGAAAUCUGUGACUCUGUGUUGCACAACUGGGUCUGUGAAACCACUGCCUCCAGUCCCUCAAACGCUGUGGAAACAUAGAAGCCUGCUUCAGGUGCUAUCCCCAGACAAGUUGGUCCUGAAAAUGCCUGUGGCCCAAUGCAACUAUGAACCCAAAGGAAAUUCAGCUAUCCGGCUUGUCAGAAGCAAUAAAUACUAUGUAUUGCAAGAGGAAGAUUCUGACUGGUGGAAGGUAAGGGAUUUGGAAGGGAAUGAAGGUUUCGUACCGAGCACUUACUUGAGAAAGUUAUCUCUGAAUGUGGAUGAGCCAAGGGGAAACUCCAGUGUCAGUGAACAGACGUUGGCAGAAGAGCAGAGUAUUGCUAAGCAUGAUAUCUCUUGUGCCCAGUCUGAGCAGCUGCUCUGUCAGAAGGGGAAAGAAGGUGCUUUUAUGGUUCAGAAAUCUAGCCAAGCAGCAGCGUAUACUGUGUCUGUGUUCAGCAAGGUUCCUGAAAGUAAAAAAGGAACAGUCAAACAUUACCAUGUGCACAAAACCCCUGAGAACAAGUAUUACCUUGCUGAAAAUUACUGUUUUGAAUCAAUUCUCGAGUUUAUACGCUACCAUCAGCACAACUCGGCGGGUAAGGUGACAAGGUGCCAGCAUGCAGUGUCUACGCAAGUAAAUAAAGUCCCAUCCACAGCUUCAUUAGGAAAUGGAAUCUGGGAGCUGAAAUGAGAAGAAAUUGUUCUGUUGAGAGAGCUAGGGAGUGGUCAGUUUGGAGUGGUGCAUCUAAGAAAGUGGAAGGGACAAUAUGAUGUGGCCAUAAAGAUGAUUAAAGAGGGAGCAAUGCCAGCAGAUGAAUACAUAGAAAAAGCUUAGACCAUGAUGAAAUUUAAUCGUCCCAAACUUGUUAGACUGUACGGUGUAUGCUCAAAAUCAUACCCCAUCUAUCUAGUGACGGAAUACAUGCCUAAUGGCUUUUUAGUUAGCUGCUUAAGGAGUCAUGGGAAGGAACUACAACCCCUUCAGCUUCUGGAAAUAUGUUAUGAUGUUUGUGAUGCUAUGGCAUUUCUGGAGAGCUGUCAGUUCAUACACAGAGAUUUGGCUGCCAGGAACUGUUUGGUUGACAGUAAUCUUACUGUGAAAGUAUCUGACUUUGGGAUGACUAGGUAA